Molecule: messenger RNA, 1424 nt
Organism: Mizuhopecten yessoensis (Yesso scallop)
Lineage: Eukaryota; Metazoa; Mollusca; Bivalvia; Pectinida; Pectinidae
Exons: 5
Coding region: 104-808 (234 amino acids)
Source: RefSeq, a predicted model, not a curated record
UACUCUGUGAAGAUAGUCAUUAAGGCUAACAGUACGUCAGGGUUUAAAUAAGAGGCGUGCUGUAUUGGUCUCACAGUAGGCGAAUCCAUACUGUCACUGAACGAUGGAUUUCCUACCUCUGGCUCUGGUCGUUGGUGCUCUGGCGUUCUGUACUGGUGAAGAAUCAUACUUCUCUCUUGAUGAGCGUGACAUUGAAUACGGACCGUACUACGGAAGUGGUGACGGAGAUUCUUACCCUCACGGCUACGUACCACCGUCCACCCAAGAUUGUGAACACUUAUACAUAGAUACAAAACCGAUGCAAUGCUCUGAUUUUAUCACAAGCAUUCCGCGAUCCUCUGCUUUUCUCUAUUUUGUACAUGCAGCGCAUUAUUUACUGUACACGGACGACUACUAUUUUCUUAUGUGGGAACUGCAGCAGAUCCCGAUAUCAGAGGAGGUGCCGGAACCGGACUUGACGUCACGCGAGUGUCGAACACAAUCGAAAAGGUUACUAGGAUAUUGGAGAGAUUAUGGCGAACUUUGCUGGAUAGUCUGGGCUGGAAGGCAAAACGUGCAGUGCGCAAACUGCCUAAAUGACUACUGCUGCAGGGAAUUUAACUCAACCGACGGCAUCUCCCUGUUGCCUCCAACAAGUAGGUGCAGACCAAGUGGACAUACCGUACAGAAAUUCAUUGUAUUUUGUGCUUAUCUCUUCGGCGACCCAUACUAUGGUUAUUUCUACCAACAUUACACAUACCUGCCAUCAUGCUGCGAAUGCAAAACUGACAUUUGCAAAGCAAAGAGUAGCAACCACAAAUUUGCAUGAUUAGGCUAAACAUUAUAUUCCUUUUGCACUGUCGGGCUCUUAGACACGAAUGAUUAUGUCCAAUAAUUGGAUUUGUACUAAAUACGAUAUGUAUGAUAGUGCCUUAUUUAACUAUACACGUACGUAUAUUACUUCGUUUAGAAAAAAUAAAUCGACAAAUUUGCAGAAGCUGUUUAUAAAAUUGAAAAUGUAUGCUAUUAAAUUGAAUAAUGGUGAACACGUUUUUCUGAACAGAUUUUAGGCUCGGGAAUAAUAUAAAACAUUUUCCUGAACAUUUUGUUCCAACUCCUGUAAACAUCAUGAAGCCAUUGAAGAAUUGAAUUGAAUUAACAGCAGAUCAACAUUUGCGUUUCAUGUAGUUCGACGUUUUAGGAAUGGCGUUGUAAAAUAAACACUUUUUUUUUUUAUAUCACCUUAUAAAUUAGACGAGUUUCCUAUACAGUGAUGUAAGAGACCGAUUUUGCAGUGGAAAGUAAUGACUGGACAAUGCAUGUGAAAAUGGCAAACGGCAAUGGACACCGAUAUUAAAUCUUCAUACUCAUGUUGUAAAGCUGGACAAAAUUUGUAUGACAUUAUACAUUAUGUUACAAAUAAAAUAUGUUUUUAAACCCAAACA